GGUUUGGCGACUUCACGCAUGCGCGUAGUUGACCAGCGCUGAUGCAAGAAAUAUCUUGGCGCAGACGUGUGGUAGUGAUCGUAGAAGAAGAACCGUUGACUGAAUUUUCUUCUAUUUCAAGCCGCAAACAUGUCAGGAGACGAGAUGAUUUUCGAUCCCAACAUGACUAAGAAGAAGAAAAAGAAGAAGAAGCCCUUCAUGCUGGAUGAGGAAGGAGGUGAGGGGGUAGGAGGAGAAGAAGCAAAAGAGGUGGAAGCCAAGGAGGCAGAGCCAGAGAUUGGAGAAGACAAGGAGGUGGAUUUCGAUGAAGAUGAAGGAAGAAAAAAGGAACUGUCCGAUGAUUUGAAUGAUCUCAACUUCUUCAACCAAAAGAAAAAGAAGAAGAAGAAACCAAAAGUUUUUGGGAAUGAUGUAGAAGAAGGAUUAAAGGAACUGAAAAUCGAGGGAGAGCCCACCGAGGAGCUCGAGGAGGACAGCCUAGAUUUGAAGCUCCCUAAGAAGAAGAAGUCAAAGAAAGUCGACUUUGACGAGGGAGAGUCCUUGGAAAAAGAUGAUGCUCAGGAGGAUGAUGAGGGUAAGAACAACGAUGGGAUUUCGUUCAUUUCCCCUACUGGACCAGCGUGGGCGGGCACUGAAAGAGACUACACGUAUGAUGAGCUCCUAAACAGAGUUUUCAACAUCAUGAGGGAAAAAAAUCCAGACAUGGUGGCUGGAGAGAAGAGGAAAUUUGUAAUGAAGCCCCCUCAGGUGGUCCGAGUGGGAACCAAGAAAACGUCCUUUGUCAACUUCACAGAUAUCUGCAAACUGUUGCAUCGUCAGCCUAAACAUCUUCUCGCUUUUCUGCUGGCUGAGCUGGGAACCAGCGGCUCUAUAGAUGGAAAUAACCAACUUGUGAUCAAAGGCAGAUUUCAACAGAAACAGAUAGAAAACGUGUUGAGAAGAUAUAUCAAGGAAUACGUGACGUGUCACACCUGCCGCUCCCCAGAGACCAUCCUGCAGAAGGACACUCGUCUUUACUUUCUGCAGUGUGAGACGUGCCACUCCCGCUGCUCUGUCGCUAGCAUCAAGACUGGCUUCCAGGCUGUGACGGGCAAGAGAGCGCAGCUCCGCGCCAAAGCCAACUAAAGGCCAAGAAACCUGGCCCUCGCCCCAUCCCUCUCCCUAUGACCUCCUUUUCCCAGAAGCUGGGGUCCAAACGGCCUUGAUGAUUUGCAUAAAGAACUCUCUGAAUCGAACUGUGGGAGUUUGGCUGUUUAGUUUUCAUUGCCUGUACAGGUAGGAGGGGAGGGAGAGAUUAUACAAAAGCAACAGAUAGGUUCAGGUGCUGUAAAGCAGGUGAUGUUCACCAGAAAACACCACUGGAUUGAGUGCAUUUGUUUCGUUUACCCUAUGAACCCUUUGCCACUUAGAACUUUUUCCAUUUGCUGUGCUUUCUGGAUUUAAGAAAAGCUUGAUUGACCACAGCUUGAAUUCUUUUUUUCUUCUCCCACUUCACACACAGAGAUGAAGACAAUAGAUUAACACCACAGCCGGUCAAGUUGUGUUAAACUUGGCUGAUCCACCUCCAGAGUGUUGCCUCUUCUGAUGUCCAUCUAUAUUCUUCACUGGGGCUAAACUAAAUGCUAUAGCAGUUUUAAUUUUGGCCCAAAUCACAAAACUAUUUAGGUUUCUAUGCAGCUUACUGAUAAAGAUCUUAUUGACAGGGCUGUUAUUAAUGUUUUAAGCCAAAUUAGUGACGAAGAAGUCUGACCACAUUGAUUUAUAGUAAAAUAUAAAUAUUUGAAAACUUUUGGACAAACAGAAGCUAGGGUGAAUAUGACUGCUCUGUUGAAGGAGGAAUCUAUACAGUCAGAGUACUUUUGUUGUGUUGAGGAUUUCUAAAGAUUAAAUCAAUAUGUUUUUAUUAGUUUGAUUUGAACAAUUUAAAAUUAAAAUUGUCAAAAGCUGGUUUAAUUUGGUUUAUAACAACAACAAAAAAAAAAAAAAACUUCCUGGUUUAAUUCUUGCUGGUUGGUAUUUACUGAAAAGGUAACGAGAUUUACUCUAUAAUCUACCCAGAACAUGGAGUCGGUUCAUGUGCAGCAGGCCACAUGUCGGUUCUGCUUUUGUAGGAGCCUGUUGUGGGUUUGGUCGGACCAGUUAUUUUAAAACCGGGUUUUUACGUAAAUAAAAUGUUUUCUCUCUCUCUCCAUUA
Molecule: messenger RNA, 2194 nt
Organism: Cyprinodon tularosa
Lineage: Eukaryota; Metazoa; Chordata; Actinopteri; Cyprinodontiformes; Cyprinodontidae
Gene: eif2s2
Product: eukaryotic translation initiation factor 2, subunit 2 beta
Exons: 9
Coding region: 130-1125 (331 amino acids)
Biological process (GO): formation of cytoplasmic translation initiation complex; formation of translation preinitiation complex; translational initiation
Cellular component (GO): eukaryotic translation initiation factor 2 complex
Molecular function (GO): translation initiation factor binding; mRNA binding; translation initiation factor activity
Source: RefSeq, a predicted model, not a curated record